AUUUACCUUCUGCCUUGGCUACAGCGGUCACUAUAUUUCCCUAAAAAGCCUUAUCUUGGAUAACAACCUGAAUGAUCGAUGGCGCACCUUCAACUGUUACUGUGUAUUGUGUUCUUGUUGGUUAAGGUUAAAGGAAAUAAAAAUGACAUUGCUGUUCGUCUGAUGGAUGGUAAGACUCCUAACAAAGGACGUGUAGAAGUAAGAUACAAAGGUACUUGGGGAACCAUAUGCAAUGAAGAGUGGGACAUAUGGGAUGCUUACGUGGUGUGUCACAUGUUGAAUUACUCCAAGGCAGUUACAGCAACAACUGCUAGCGUCAAAGGAACUGCUCAUAUAUGGCUUAAAGAGCUUGAUUGUUUUGGAUCCCAAGAGUCUAUUGAUCAGUGUAGGUAUGUUGGUUGGGGUAACACUGGUGGCUGUAAUCACAGCCGUGAUGCUGGAGUGGUAUGCGGCAAUGCAAUACACGUCAAUGUUCGUCUAGUGAAUGGUAAAACUCCUAACGAGGGACGUGUAGAAGUAAGAUACAACGACACUUGGGGUACCAUAUGCAAUGAUGGUUACUGGGACAUACAAGAUGCAUACGUGGUGUGUCACAUGUUGAAUUACUCCAAGGCAGUUACAGCAACAACUGCUAGCAUCAAAGGAACUGGUCCAAUAUGGCUUAACGGACUUGGUUGCUUGGGAUACGAAGAAUCUAUUGAUCAGUGUCGUCAUGCUGGCUGGGGUAACACUAGUGGAUGUGAUCACAGCCGUGAUGCUGGAGUGAUAUGUGGCAAUCUAACAUCAGAGGAGACAGCAAUAGAAGUUCGUCUGGUGGGAGAUCAAAACCAUACCGGCAAAGUAGAAAUCAAGUACAACGGAACUUGGGGAGUAGUGUGUGAUUGGUCUAGAUGGUGGGAUAUACGAGAUGCUCACGUGAUCUGCAGAAUGCUUGGUUACAAAGCUGCUGAACACGCAAUUCGGUUCAUUGAAGGAGAGACACCAACAAGAAUGCUCAUGUAUAGUGUCGCUUGCAAUGGUAGAGAAAAGUCGAUUGCAGAGUGUUAUCACUUGGGAUGGUGGAGUAUUCAUUCAUGGUGUUCGAAUAAAGAUCUUGUUGGUGUGGUUUGUCAGACAAAUGAAGAUCCUCCACCAGUUCAAGUUCGUUUAGCUGGAGGAAGGUCAGCCAUUUCUGGUCGACUUGAGGUCAGUUACCAUGGUCAGUGGGGUACUGUAUGUAAUGUUGGAUGGGACAUGAAAGAUGCUGAGGUGGUGUGUCGUAUGCUUGGUUAUCCUGGAGUACAGGAAUACAAUACUACCAACUUUACGCACGUCAAGGGUAUAAUAUGGCUGAUGUUUGUUGGUUGCACAGGAAGAGAAGCAUCGAUAGCAGACUGCAGCCACAUUGGAUGGGGAAAUACAAUUUGUUAUCAUAGCCAAGACGUUGGUGUCACGUGUAAAAUGGCCUCGAGCUCUGCUCCUCGAUUUAUAGUAAGCGGGGAAACUCAUGGAUCACCAUAUACAACGGCAAUGCUCGUCUUUAAUUCGUCAACAACUGAUAAAGAGAGAAACAUUACAAACAGAGCUUUUCAAAUUACUAUCACAAAACUAGAAGUUUCAAGUCUUAACUGCUACAGAUCAUCCAUCAAAGUUAACCAUUCGUACGUGACAGCCGAGAUCCUGGGUUCUAGCCUAGUUGGUAACUUUACGAUUGGUGAUGGUAACUAUUACCAUGGUUACUAUAACGUACCGUUAGAGCCUGGGUCUACAUAUAGAGUCUUUGUAAGGACAGUUAUCACUGCACAUAAUGGGGGUAAUAAUUAUGGAGAAGCUGCCAAUGCUACUUUUACAACAAGAGUGAAAACAUGCAUAGGUUAUUUCUGGAGCAAGAUAGGCCAAAAUAUUUUUUCAACUGCUUAUCAAAAUAUUCAUACAUAUUAAUCGUUUUUUUUUUCUUUUUUUCAAUAUGUCUUUUGCAUUUGCUUUUCAAACAGGAAUUUUUUAAAUAUAAUUUCCCGUUUUUUAGAACACUGUCAGAGCCGAAAAGUCAAGUUAAGCUGCAGUUAUCCUAAUACCCAUGGUGGAAAAAUUUGUGAGAUGAAAAUCGGGUCUUGCAUUGAUGUGUUGAGAGGAUCUGCACAGCCGAAUUGAAUUUCGGAAGAUUUACGAGCUAGUCCCCUUUAACGACCUUGAAGUCUACGCUAUCAACACUAUCAACACUAACAAACUUGAAGCUGAUGAUCUCGGACGAUUUCCGUUACUUGAUCUUGCUUUGGUCUAUGAAGAGCAAAGCCAUUUAGGUCAACGACUAACCCACCCUGACGGUACCUUGAGAAAAAUGUUUGUCAAACGAUACAAGUCUGUGUUUGACAAGUAAGUAGUUCAACCUACCCUACCCUACCCUACCCUACCCUACCCUACC
Actinia tenebrosa (Australian red waratah sea anemone) is the source of this 2401-nucleotide messenger RNA. Its product is annotated as scavenger receptor cysteine-rich type 1 protein M130. Lineage: Eukaryota; Metazoa; Cnidaria; Anthozoa; Actiniaria; Actiniidae. The record is from RefSeq and is a predicted model, not a curated record. Gene Ontology annotation, cellular component: membrane.